UCUCGGCUUCCGUUGAGCAACGGGCAAGAUGGCGGCCUCCGAGACGGUUAGGCUACGGCUUCAAUUUGAUUAUCCGCCGCCAGCCACCCCGCACUGCACGGCCUUUUGGCUUCUCGUCGACUUGAACAGAUGCCGAGUGGUCACGGAUCUCAUUAGUCUCAUCCGCCAGCGCUUCGGCUUCAGUUCUGGGGCCAUCCUGGGCCUCUACUUGGAGGGGGGGCUUUUGCCCCCAGCCGAGAGCGCGCGCCUGGUACGGGACAACGACUGCCUCAGAGUUAAAUUAGAAGAGAGAGAAACUGCGGAGAAUACUGUAACAGUCAAGAAUGGUGACGAUAGUCAUUUAUUACCUAGAAAAGCAAAGAAGAGGGCAUUUAAGUUGGAGGAGGGUGAAGAAACCGAAGCAGAUUACAAAAAUUCAAAGAAGCAUUGGAAGAGGCAGGAGAACAGUAACAACGAGAAGACCUUGGACCUAGAGCCUAAAGCUGUCCCAGAUCAGGGUGUGAGGAAAAAAAGCAAGAGGAAGAACAAAGCCGUGUGCAGUGCCGUGGACGGGGAUGACGAAGAAACCAAAAGAAAAUCACCAAAGAGAAAGGAGAGAUGCGAACUUAAAAGGCAGACAAAGAACUCGAGGUCUUCUAAAGCGCAGCCGGCGAAGGACUGGGCCGUGUCGAGCGGUGGUCCUCCGAAAGGCGCACCUGCUAGGAACAGCCUUGCCAAAGCCAGAAGGAAAGGCGGCGCCGGAGUCUGUCCGAAAGACAGCCCCGUUUCCUCCUCAGAGUCCGAGUCUUAUGAGUCCACCAGCGACGGUCUCAGCAAUGUCGUCUUGGAGGUCAGAAAUAAUUCCUCAGAGAAGAUAGCCACUGAGUUAGCAAAGGAAGGGUCCUCGACCAAAAACACGCCUGCAGGCAGAGCGGCCGCCAAAACCGGCCUCUCCUCCGCGGCCGUCAAGAGCAGGGCGACCAGGGCGUCAUCUUCCAGUUCGGACUCCAGCUCGGAGUCCGACGACCAGGGCACGCUGUCGAGGAGCGCCCCGGAGCGCUCUGUGGGGUUCCUGAAGCCCGUAGGCCUCUUUGCAGGAAGAGGCUGUCCGGGCCCGGGGCCGGGCGCGCAGACCCCAAACGCUGCCGCCGGCUGGAAGCUGUCGGACGCGCACGGUGCCAGACAGGCUCCUCCCAGGCCUCCCCCCAACGUGACUCUCCCCACCGGCUUGGGAAGAGGCUGGGGCCGAGGAGAGGACCUUCUUUCUUGGAAGGGAGCUAGGGGUCGGGGUAUGCGGGGCCGAGGCCGAGGCCGAGGGCAAGCCUUGUCCUUUGUGCUAAAUAGAAGCCCUGAGUGUCUGAAGCACCAGCAAUUAAAUGAAGUGGUAACAAACUCCUCUACUAUUAUCCAGAACCCGGUAGAGACACACAAGAAGGACUACAGUUUGUUACCGCUGUUAGCAGCUGCCCCGCAAGUCGGCGAAAAGAUUGCAUUUAAGCUUCUGGAGCUGACGUCCGAUUAUUCUCCCGAUGUCUCUGACUACAAGGAAGGAAAAAUAUUAAGCCACAAUCCAGACACCCAGCAAGUAGAUAUAGAAAUUCUUUCAUCCUUACCUGCCAUGAAAGAACCUGGGAAAUUUGAUUUGGUUUAUCACAACGACAAUGGAACUGAGGUGGUGGAGUACGCUGUGACGCAGGAGAAGAGGAUCACUGUAUUCUGGAGAGAGUUGAUUGAUCCAAGACUGAUUGUUGAAUCUCCGAGCACCGUACCAAGCACAGAGCCCGCUUGAGGAUGACCUCGCCACCUCAUAGUCUAUAAAUGUCUCAUUUGUGAAAGGGACUAUAACCCGAACUUGUUUUUUUAAAAAAAGAUUUGAAAGUUG
Messenger RNA from Hyaena hyaena (striped hyena), 1861 nucleotides. RefSeq names its product coilin (gene COIL). Gene Ontology annotation, cellular component: Cajal body. The record is from RefSeq and is a predicted model, not a curated record. Gene Ontology annotation, biological process: spliceosomal snRNP assembly. The transcript has 7 exons. Gene Ontology annotation, molecular function: U1 snRNA binding; U2 snRNA binding. Lineage: Eukaryota; Metazoa; Chordata; Mammalia; Carnivora; Hyaenidae. Bases 29 to 1768 code for a protein of 579 amino acids.